GUGGCAGCUCCGCCUGCCAGACCGGGCGGAGCCGCCGCCCCCUGCGCUCGCGGCCUGUGGAGGCCAGGACUCGGCCCACUCGGCCCGGAGACCCCGAGGCGCCCCGGGGUUCCGGGGAGGAGGCCUUUGGGCACCCUUGGUUCCUGGGGUCGGCGGGGAGGCUGCGUUCUGGGGACGGGGGAGCUGUGCAGUAAACCGGUGGCCCUGGUCACGCGGCGGGGGCGCUGAUGCAGCCUUGGAGGGCUGGGUCCUCCUGGCCUGCUCCUACGCCCUGCAGAUCGGCCUGCCCAUCGCUCCCCUCUUCCAGCCUAUGAUUUUUUUUUUCUCCAGCCUCUGUCGAAAUAAAGAAAAUUACAGAAGCAGAACCUUCCUUACAGUAACGUGCAGAUCUGUGGUUUUUCUACUUGAAGGACACAAUGUUUUCCAAACUAGCACAUUUGCAGAGGUUUGCUGUACUUAGUCACGGAGUUCAUUCUUCAGUGGCUUCUGCUACAUCUGUCGCAACUAAAAAAACAGUCCAAGGCCCUCCAACCUCUGAUGACAUUUUUGAAAGAGAAUAUAAGUAUGGUGCACACAACUACCAUCCUUUACCUGUAGCCCUGGAGAGAGGAAAAGGUAUUUACUUAUGGGAUGUAGAAGGCAGAAAAUAUUUUGACUUCCUGAGUUCUUACAGUGCUGUCAACCAAGGGCAUUGUCACCCCAAGAUUGUGAAUGCUCUGAAGAGUCAAGUGGACAAAUUGACCUUAACAUCUAGAGCUUUCUAUAAUAACGUACUUGGUGAAUAUGAGGAGUAUAUUACUAAACUUUUCAACUACCACAAAGUUCUUCCUAUGAAUACAGGAGUGGAGGCUGGAGAGACUGCCUGUAAACUAGCUCGUAAGUGGGGCUAUACCGUGAAGGGCAUUCAGAAAUACAAAGCAAAGAUUAUUUUUGCAGCUGGAAACUUCUGGGGUAGGACGUUGUCUGCUAUCUCCAGUUCCACAGACCCAACCAGUUAUGAUGGUUUUGGACCAUUUAUGCCAGGAUUCGACAUCAUUCCCUAUAAUGAUCUGCCUGCACUGGAGCGUGCUCUUCAGGAUCCAAAUGUGGCUGCGUUCAUGGUAGAACCAAUUCAGGGUGAAGCAGGCGUUGUUGUUCCGGAUCCAGGCUACCUAAUGGGAGUGCGAGAGCUCUGCACCAGGCACCAGGUUCUGUUUAUUGCUGAUGAAAUACAGACAGGAUUGGCCAGAACUGGUAGAUGGCUGGCUGUUGAUUAUGAAAAUGUCAGACCUGAUAUAGUCCUCCUUGGAAAGGCCCUUUCUGGGGGCUUAUACCCUGUGUCUGCAGUGCUGUGUGAUGAUGACAUAAUGCUGACCAUUAAGCCAGGGGAGCAUGGGUCCACAUAUGGUGGCAAUCCACUAGGCUGCCGAGUGGCCAUCGCAGCCCUUGAGGUUUUAGAAGAAGAAAACCUUGCUGAAAAUGCAGACAAAUUGGGCCUUAUCUUGAGAAAUGAACUCAUGAAGCUACCUUCUGAUGUUGUAACUGCCAUAAGAGGAAAAGGAUUAUUAAACGCUAUUGUCAUUAAAGAAACCAAAGAUUGUGAUGCUUGGAAGGUGUGUCUACGACUUCGAGAUAAUGGACUUCUGGCCAAGCCAACCCAUGGCGACAUUAUCAGGUUGUCGCCUCCGCUGGUGAUCAAGGAGGAUGAGCUUCGAGAGUCCAUUGAAAUUAUUAACAAGACCAUCUUGUCUUUCUGAGGGUAGCCAGCUGUUUUCAGUGGUCCCUGGGAGCCAGCUGGAGACAGGUGGUCCUGUAAAAGCUUUGUUCCUAAUGCGGGCACAUUCCACUCCCAUGAGUCUUCAAAAACUUUUUUUUUGAAUAUAUUUUUUUCAGUUGAUACAUGAUAGAACAACGUUUAUGAACCUGCCGUUUGCUUUGUAACGUAACUAAGAUAAUGUAAUGGCAUCUAUAUUCAGUUGAAGUGUUUUGAUGUGCAUGUGUACUUCCUAAGGUGAAAUGCAUCUAUAUACAGGCAGCCUCUAAAUCAAGUCCUUCAGUAUAAUUGAUAUGUGUUUUUAUAAUUUCCUCACUGGUAUAAGUGUUUCAUAUUUGAAAAAGUUAUCUCUGGGUAUUGCAUAAAAGGCUUCAUCUUAUAAAGUGAAAUCGUUAUUGAAUUUUAGGAAGGAUUAAUGGUUAAGUGUAUAUAAAAUACUAAUAUUAAGUAAACUUCAUAUUGGCCAACACCAGGGUUGUAUUCUAUGGAUGUCAUUAUUUUGAAUUAAGAAUUAGUGUUUAACAUUCCUAAAUUGUUUUGAGUGCUUGAUUAUAAUUUGUAAAAAAUGUUUAUUUUCAAUAUUUCUUUAAAUUUAAAAUAAAGCUUAUAUUUCAAA
This is a messenger RNA of Pongo pygmaeus (Bornean orangutan), 2369 nucleotides long. It is a transcript of the gene OAT, whose product is annotated as ornithine aminotransferase. The coding region runs from base 417 to 1736 and encodes 439 amino acids. The record is from RefSeq and is a predicted model, not a curated record. NCBI's taxonomy places the organism in Eukaryota, Metazoa, Chordata, Mammalia, Primates, Hominidae. Gene Ontology annotation, cellular component: cytoplasm. The transcript is spliced from 10 exons. Gene Ontology annotation, molecular function: L-ornithine transaminase activity; identical protein binding; pyridoxal phosphate binding.